AGAGAAUUCAAGAGCAUCUAAGUCAAAACCAAAGAAGUCCUUGUCAAAAGUGAAGAAGUCUGCAUCUUCCUCUUCCUCCUCAUCUUCAUCUUCCUACUGUUCCUCUUCUUCUGGCUCCAGAUAUUAUGACCGUAUUGACCCUCCCAGAUUACACUCCUGAUCUCCAGAACUGCUCCAUCUCUAUGUCUGCCUACUCCUAUCUGCAUCCUGGCUCCUCACUGAAGUUUACAGUGUCAGUGGAGACUCAGGCUGCCUGCAGUGCCCUGCCCUCACCUGGCUAUCCCACACAAGUGACUCUGGCCCCUACUGGGCCUCAGUCCCUGGACCCUGGUCUCUCCCUCCUGAAGUCUUGGCUCUCCAUUCUGGACCAGGCUCCCCAGGGGUCCCUCAGCCGCUCACGGUUCUCUGCAUUCCUGGCCAACAUUUCUUCUUCCUUUGAGCCUGGGAGGAUGGGGGAGGGACCGGUGGGAGAGCCCCCACCUCUCCAGCCCCCUGCCCUCCGGCUCCAUGAUUUCUUAGUGACGCUGAGAGGCAGCCCAGACUGGGAGCCAAUGCUGGGGCUGCUGGGGGAUGUGCUGGCACUGCUGGGACAUGAGCAGACCCCCCGGGACUUCCUGGGGCACCAGGCAGGUGUGCUGAGUGGACUUGCAGAGGUGCUGCUGGGAGCCUUAGUUCCCGGGGGACCCCCUAGCCCUACCCGGCCCCCAUGCACCCGUGAUGGGCCCUCUGACUGCGUUCUGGCAGCUGACUGGUUGCCUUCUCUGCUGCUGUUGUUAGAGGGCACACGCUGGCAGGCCCUGGUGCAGGUGCAGCCCAGCGUGGACCUCGCCAAUGCCACAGGCCUCGAUGGGAGGGAGCCAGCCCCCCACCUUUUGCAGGGUCUGUUGGCUUUGCUCACCCCAGUGGGGGAGCUGGGCUCUGAGGAGGCUCUUUGGGGAGGUCUGCUGCGCACAGUGGGGGCCCCCCUCUAUGCUACCUUCCAGGAGGGGCUGCUCCGAGUCACUGACUCCCUGCAGGAUGAGGUCUUUUCCAUUCUGGGGCAACCAGAGCCUGAUGUCAAUGGGCAGUGCCAGGGAGGCAAUCUUCAGCAGCUGCUCUUGUGGGGCAUCCGGCACAAUCUCUCCUGGGAUGUGCGGGCAUUGGGCUUUCUGUCUGGAUCACCACCUCCACCCCCCGCGCUCCUCCAAUGCCUGAGCACAGCUGUGCCUCUGCCCAGGACUUCCCAGCCCUCAGCCCACAUCAGCCCUCGCCAGCGGCGGGCCAUCUCUCUGGAGGCCCUCUGCGAGAACUCCGCAGGCCCAGCACCGCACUACAGCAUUUCCAACUUCACCCUCUACGUGAUCUGCCAGCACAUUAAGCCUGUCUCCCCGCAGCCCCCUCCCAGCACUGCUGCCAUCUGUCAGACAGCUGUGUGGUAUGCAGUCUCAUGGGCACCAGGUGCCCAAGGCUGGCUCCAGGCCUGCCACGACCAGUUUCCUGAAGAGUUCCUGGAGGCAAUCUGUAGCGACCUCCCCUUUUCCACCCUGUCGUUUCCCAACCGCCGCUUGGUAAAGCGGCUCUGUGCGGGCCUGCUCCCACCCCCUACCAGCUGCCCUGAAGGCCUGCCCCCUGUCCCCGUCACCCCAGAGAUCUUCUGGGGCUGCUUCUUGGAGAACGAGACUCUGUGGGCUGAGCGGCUGUGUAGGGAGGCGAGCCUGCAGGCUGUGCCCCCCAGCAACCAGGCUUGGGUUCAGCAUGUGUGCCAGGGCCCCACCCCGGAUGUCACGGCCUCCCCACCCUGCCACAUUGGACCGUGUGGGGAACGCUGCCCAGAUGGGGGCAGCUUCCUGAUGAUGGUCUGUGCCAAUGACACCAUGUACGAGGCCCUGGUGCCCUCCUGGCCUUGGCUAGCAGGCCAGUGCAGGAUAAGCCGUGGGGGCAAUGAUACUUGCUUCUUGGAGGGGUUACUGGGCCCUCUUCUGCCCUCUCAGCCCCCACUGGGACCGUCCCCACUUUGCCUGGCCCCAGGCCCCUUCCUGCUUGGCAUGCUCUCCCAGCUGCCACGCUGUCAGUCCUCCGUGCCGGCCCCUGCGCACCCCACACGCCUACACUAUCUCCUGCGCCUGCUGACCUUCCUCCUGGGUCCAGGGGCCGGAGGGAAGGAGGCCCAGGGGAUGCUGGGUCAGGCCCUGAUGCUCUCCAGUCUCCCAGACAACUGCUCCUUCUGGGAUGCCUUCCGCCCCGAGGGCCGGCGCAGUGUGCUGCGGACAGUCGGGGAGUACCUGGAACAGGAGGAGCAGCCGGACCCCCUGGACUUUGACCCCACUGACAGCUCCAGCUCUGGUGUAAGCAAGAUGGAGCUGCUGGCCUGCUUCAGCCCUGUGCUGUGGGAUCUGCUCCAGAGGGAGAAGAGUGUUUGGGCCCUGCAGAUUCUAGUGCAGGCCUACCUGCACAUGCCGCCAGAAAAUCUCCAGCAGCUGGUGCUUUCAGCGGAGAGCGAGGCUGCUCAGGGCUUCCUGACGCUCAUACACCGUUCCUGGGCCCAGAUGCAGGUGCCACCAUCUGAGGAGCAGGCCCUGGGUCGUUUGACAGCCUUGCUGCUCCAGCGGUACCCGCGCCUCACCUCCCAGCUCUUCAUCGAUCUCUCACCACUCAUCCCCUUCUUGGCUGUCUCCGACCUGAUGCGCUUCCCACCAUCCCUGUUGGCCAAUGACAGUGUCCUGGCUGCCAUCCGGAAUUACAGCCCUGAAAUGAGGCCUGAACAGAAGGAGGCUCUGGCACGGCGACUGCUGGCCCCUGAGCUGUUUGGGGAAGUGCCCGCCUGGCCCCAGGAGCUGCUAUGGGCAGCGCUGCCCCUGCUCCCCCAUCUGCCUCUGGAGAACUUUCUGCAACUCAGCCCUCAUCAGAUCCAGGCCCUGGAGGAUAGCUGGCCAGCGGCAGGUCUUGGGCCAGGACACGCCCGACAUGUGCUGCGCAGCCUGGUGAACCAGAGUGUCCAGGAUGGAGAGGAGCAGGUGCGCAGGCUGGGGCCCCUCGCCUGUUUCCUGAGCCCUGAGGAGCUGCAGAGCCUGGUACCCUUGAACGAUCCAAUGGGGCCGGUAGAACAGGGGCUGCUGGAAUGUGCGGCCAACGGGACCCUCAGCCCACAAGGACGGGUAGCAUAUGAACUUCUGGGGGUGUUGCGCUCAUCUGGAGGAACUGUGCUGAGCCCCCAGGAGCUUCGAGUUUGGACCCCUCUCUUCCCUCAGCUGGGCCUCCGCUUCCUGCAGGAGCUGUCAGAGCCCCAGCUUAGAGCCAUGCUUCCUGCGCUGCAAGGAACCAGUGUCACACCUGCCCAGGCUGCCCUACUGCUUGAACGGCUCCUCCCUAGGCGUGACCUGUCCCUGGAGGAACUCUGCUCCUUGCACCCUCUGCUUCCAGGCCUCAGCUCCCAGACAUUCCAGGCCAUCCCUAGGCGAGUUCUGGUUGGGGCCUGUUCCUGCCUGGCCCCUGAACUGUCACGCCUCUCAGCCUGCCAGACCGCAGCACUGCUGCAGACCUUUCGGGUGAAAGAUGGAGUUAAAAACAUGGGUGCAACAGGUGCCAGUGCAGCUGUGUGUAUCCCUGGUCAGCCUAUCCCCACCACCUGGCCAGACUGCCUGCUGCCUCUGCUCCCACUAAAGCUGCUACAGCUGGACUCUGCUGCUCUUCUGGCUAACCGAAGGCGUUACCGGGAGCUGCCCUGGUCUGAGCAGCAGGCACAGUUUCUCUGGAAGAAGAUGCAGGUGUCCACCAACCUGACCCUCAGGGAUCUGCAGGUUCUGGGUACUCUGGCAGGGGGCAUGUCCUGUGAGUUUCUGCAGCAGAUCAACUCGAUGGCAGACUUCCUUGAAGUGGUACACAUGAUCUAUCAACUGCCCACUGGGGUUCGAGGGAGCCUGAGGACCUGUAUCUGGGCAGAGCUACAGAGGAGGAUGACAAUGCCAGAGCCAGAGCUGGCAACCCUGGGGCCAGGACUGAGUGGGCUGGACACCAAGCUACUCCUGGACUUACCGAUCCGGCUGAUGGACAGACUGUCCAGUGAAUCCAUUAUGUUGGUGGUGGAGCUGGUACGAGGCACUCCAGAGCAGCUGCUGGAACUGACCCCACCCCACCGGGCAGCCCUGGCAGAAAGGGCACUAGAAAACUUGGCUCCAAAGGAGACAACAGUGUCAAGGGAAGUGCUGGAGACAUUGGGUCCCUUGGUUGGAUUCCUGGGGAUAGAGAGCACACGACGGAUCCCCCUACAGAUCCUGCUGGCCCAUCUCAGUCAGCUGCAGGGCAUCUGCCUAGGAGAGCCAUUUGCCACAGAGCUGGGAUGGCUGCUGUUGCAGGAGCCUGUUCUUGGGAAACCAGAGUUAUGGAGCCAGGAUGAAGUCGAGCAAGCAGGACGCCUAGUAUUCACUCUGUCUCCCGAGGCUAUUUCCUUGAUCCCCAGGGAGGCCUUGGGCCCAGAGACCCUGGAGCGGCUCCUAGAAAAGCAGCAGAGCUGGGAGCAGAGCAGAGCUGGACAGCUGUGUGCAGGGCCACAGCUCACUGCCAAGAAAGCAGCCCUGGUAGCUGGGUUUGUGCGGCCCACCGCAGAGGAUCUCCCAGAACCUGUGCCAAAUUGUGCAGAUGUACGGGGAACAUUCCCAUCAGCCUGGUCUGCAACCCAGAUCGCAGAGAUGGAGCUUUUAGACUUUGAAGACUGCCUAGCACUGUUUGCAGAAGACCCAGGACUUGGGCCUGAGGAACUACGGGCAGCGAUGGGCAAAGCAAAACAAUUGUGGGGUCCCCCCGGGGGAUUCCGUCCUGAGCAGAUCCUGCAGCUGGGUCGGCUCUUAAUAGGUCUAGGAGAGAGGGAACUACAGGAGCUGAACCUGGUUGACUGGGGUGUGCUGAGCACCCUGGGGCAGAUAGAUGGCUGGAGCUCCAUCCAGCUCCGGGUUGUGGUCUCCAGUUUCCUGAAGCAGAGUGGUCGGCACGUGAGCCACCUGGACUUCCUCCACCUGACUGCACUGGGUUACACGCUCUGUGGACUUCGGCCAGAGGAGCUGCAGUAUAUCAACAGUUGGGAGUUUAGCCAAGCAGCUCUCUUCCUGGGCAACCUGCAUCUCCCAUGUUCUGAGGAGCAACUGGAGGUUCUGGCCCAGCUCCUUGUGCUGCCUGGUGGUUUUGGCCCAGUCAGUAACUGGGGGCCUGAGAUCUUCACCGAAAUUGGUACAAUAGCAGCUGGAAUCCCAGACCUGGCUAUUUCAGCACUGCUGCGAGGACAGAUCCAGGGCCUUACCCCUCUGGCCAUUUCUGUCAUCCCUCCUCCGAAAUUUGCUGUGGUGUUCAGCCCCACCCAGCUAUCUAGUCUCACCAGUGUUCAGGCUGUGGCUGUCACUCCUGAGCAAAUGGCCUUUCUGAGUCCUGAGCAGCGACGAGCAGUUGCAUGGGCCCAGUAUGAGGGGAAGGAGACCCCAGAACAGCAGGGUCGAAGCACAGCCUGGGGCCUCCAGGACUGGUCACAACCCUCCUGGGCCCUGGCAUUGACCAUCUACUUUCUUGGCAACCUGCUAUGAGCCUGUCUCUGCAGUUAAAGAGAGAGAUUGUUGGGAAAGACAUUUU
Messenger RNA from Lagenorhynchus albirostris (white-beaked dolphin), 5592 nucleotides. It is a transcript of the gene STRC, whose product is annotated as stereocilin. Gene Ontology annotation, biological process: cell-matrix adhesion. NCBI's taxonomy places the organism in Eukaryota, Metazoa, Chordata, Mammalia, Artiodactyla, Delphinidae. The transcript has 31 exons. Bases 126 to 5546 code for a protein of 1806 amino acids. The record is from RefSeq and is a predicted model, not a curated record. Gene Ontology annotation, cellular component: kinocilium; stereocilium tip; cell surface.